AUGAUGGCGCGAGUCACGGACAACGGAGCUGUCUCAGAGGCAUUCGCAGUGACCAAUGGAGUGAAGCAGGGCUGCGUACUGGCGCCUACCCUCUUCAGUCUUAUGUUCUCUGCCAUGCUGAUGGACGCCUACCGCGACGAACGCCCCGGGAUCCGCAUCGCCUACAGGACGGACGGUCACCUCCUGAAUCAACGGCGUAUGCACUUCCAAUCGCGCGUAUCAACAACCACCGUUCACGAACUCCUCUUCGCCGACGACUGCGCCCUGAACACCACCUCGGAAGAGGAGACGCAACGGACCAUGGGCCUGUUCUCCGCCGCCUGCGAGAACUUCGGUCUGGUCAUUAACACGCAGAAGACAGUGGUGAUGCACCAACCUCCGCCCAACUCAGCCACAGCCCCCAACGCGCCGCCGCAAAUCAGCGUGAACGGAACCCAACUGCAAGUGGUGGAGAACUUCCCGUACCUGGGCAGUACUCUCUCCCGCAACACCAAGAUCGACGACGAAGUCGCCAACAGGAUCUCGAAAGCCAGUCAAGCCUUCGGUCGCCUUAAAAGCACAGUUUGGAAUCGCCACGGUCCUCAGCUCAGCACCAAGCUGAAGAUGUACAAGGCCGUCAUCCUGCCGACACUACUGUAUGGAGCGGAGACUUGGACGGUGUACGCAAAGCAGGCACGUCGUUUGAACCACUUCCACCUCAGUUGUCUUCGUCGCAUCCUGAGGCUGAAGUGGCAGGAUCGAAUCCCCGACACUGAUGUGCUGGAACGGACGGGAAUCCUCAGCAUCUACGCCAUACUGAGGCAAAUUCAGCUGCGCUGGAGCGGCCACCUGGUGAGCAUGGAUGACGAGCGACUACCCAAACGACUCUUCUACGGAGACGUCGCGACGGGUUCUCGACGUCAAGGAGGCCAGAUUCGCCGUUACAAGGAUACCCUGAAGUCCUCCCUGAAAUGCCUGUAAAUCAACCCGACCAACUGGGAGGAGCUCGCACUCGAUCGACCGACCUGGAGGAGGACAGUGAGGACAGGCGCUGCGAUAUACGAAGACAAUCGCAUCGCUGCCGCCAAAGCGAAACGUGAAACCCGCAAAUCACAACUUCGCCCAGUAAGCAACGCCGCCGCACAACCGCUUCCAACGUGUCCUCGAUGUCAACGGACAUUCCGGGCUCGAAUCGGACUUGUUGGACAUCUUCGGAUUAACUGCGCCUCUCGAACGGCACCAACCAUCGCCCCCCCCCGCCUGCCUCUUCCUCCUCCUCCUCUCCGCCGCCAACUAACCCUGACAAUUCUUCUGACCCACCACUUCCAUCAUCCUCCUCCUACUCCUCCUCCUCCUCCUCCUCCUCCUCCUCCUCAUCCUCCUUGCCCACUGCUCCAACGGCGGCCGCUCAGGCGACUGUCCCGCGCACAACAACCGACACUACCACCACCACCCCCGACUCCAGGGAUGAGGAUCAGGACUACACCUGCCCUCACUGCGACCGUACCUUCACCUCACACAUCGGCCUGGUCGGUCACUUGCGAAUCCAUCGCACAGAGACUGGCGAACCAGUGCCUGAAGCACCAGCCUACGCCCACCGCACUCGCCUCCACUGCCCACACUGCCCUCGCACCUUCAGGCAUCGCAUGGGCCUUUUCGGCCACAUGCGCAUCCACGAUAGCGGCCUUGACCGCACUCCCGACACACCCACCACAUCCAACACAUCCACCGUGCACACCCCCACCCUCGUUCCAUCCGUCCGCGCCACCACCACCACCACCACCGCCUACUCUGUAGCUGACACUGACACCGCCGACUUCUCAUGCCCACACUGUCCACGCACAUUCACCUCACGCAUCGGCCUGGUCGGUCACUUGCGAAUCCAUCGCACAGAGACUGGCGAACCAGUGCCUGGAGCACCCACCUAUACCCAUCAAGCUCGUCUCAACUGCCCACUCUGCCCUCGCACUUUCAGGCAUCGCAUGGGCCUAUUCGGCCACAUGCGCAUCCACGACGACCUGCGGUAG
Molecule: messenger RNA, 2006 nt
Organism: Spirometra erinaceieuropaei
Lineage: Eukaryota; Metazoa; Platyhelminthes; Cestoda; Diphyllobothriidea; Diphyllobothriidae
Source: the annotation of a GenBank genome assembly